Messenger RNA from Loxodonta africana (African savanna elephant), 12358 nucleotides. RefSeq names its product zinc finger protein 341 (gene ZNF341). The transcript is spliced from 15 exons. NCBI's taxonomy places the organism in Eukaryota, Metazoa, Chordata, Mammalia, Proboscidea, Elephantidae. Gene Ontology annotation, biological process: regulation of transcription by RNA polymerase II. The coding region runs from base 1027 to 3558 and encodes 843 amino acids. Gene Ontology annotation, cellular component: nucleus; nucleoplasm. Gene Ontology annotation, molecular function: DNA-binding transcription activator activity, RNA polymerase II-specific; RNA polymerase II cis-regulatory region sequence-specific DNA binding; DNA-binding transcription repressor activity, RNA polymerase II-specific. The record is from RefSeq and is a predicted model, not a curated record.
UUGUUUUUCGGGUUUGCCUGUUUGGGUUGACUUCUGGUUGCUCUGCCCAGUGUUCUAGUCUUGGUUUGAUACCUGAUAUUAUUGAUUUUCUAACCAAAGAACUCCCUUUAGUAUUUCUUGUAGUUCUGGGUUGGUUUUUACGAAUUCCCUCAACUUGUGUUUAUCUGGAAAUGUCUUAAUUUCACCUUCAUAUUUAAGAGACAGUUUUGAUGGAUAUACGAUUCUUGGCAGGCAAUUUUUUUCCUUCAGUUUUUUUCAUAUGUCAUCCGAAUGCCUUCUUGCCUGCAUGGUUUCUGCUGAGUCGUCCGAGCUUAUUCUUAUUGGGUCUCCUUUGUAGGUGACUUUUUGUUUAUCCCUCACUGCUCUUAUAAUUGUCUCUUUAUCUUUGGUUUUGGCAAGUUUGGUUAUAAUAUGUCUUGGUGACUUUCUUUUAACAUCUACCUUAUGUGGAGUUCAAUGUGCAUCUUGGAUAAAUAUCUUCUCAUCUUUCAUAAUAUCAGGGAAGUUUUCUGCCAACAAAUCUUCAAUUUUCUGUUAUCCUUCCCUGUUUGGUACUCCAAUCACUCGUAGGUUAUUUCUCUUGAUAGAGUCCCACAUGAUUCUUAAGGUUUCUUCAUUUUUUUAAAUUCUUCUAUCUGGUUUUUCUUCAAAUAUAUUAGUGCCAGGUGAUUUAUCUUCGAGUUCAGAAAUUCUAGCUUCUACUUGCUCAGUUCUGCUCCUCUGACAUUCUAUUGAGUUAUCUAAUUCUGUAAUUUUAUUGUUCAUCUUCUGAAUUUCUGAUUGCUGUCUCUGUAUGGAUUUUUCCAGAUUAUUAAACUUUUCACUAUGUUCCUGAAUAAUCUUUCUAAUUUCUUCAGUUGCUUCAUCUGUGUGUUCCUUGGCUUGUUCUGCGUAUUGCCUCAUUUCCUUCCUGAUGUCUUGAAGGGUUCUGUAUAUUAAACUUUUGUUUUCUGCAUCUGGUAAUUCCAGGAAUGCACUUACAUCUAGAAGAUCCCUGGAUUUUUUGUUUUGAGAGCCUACUGAGGGAUGGACAAUCAGACUGUACUGGCUGUCCAGUCAUUGUUGGAUGGCCAAGGAGCAGUUCCUGAUCCCACAGGCCAGAGCGUCAACACGGCUCCUGCCAUCCAGCCAUUAGAUGAUGAAGAUGUCUUUCUCUGCGGGAAGUGUAAGAAGCAGUUCAACUCGCUGCCGGCAUUUAUGACCCACAAACGGGAACAGUGUCAGGUGAAUGCCCCGCCCUUAGCCACGGUCUCGCUGGCCACCAACAGCAUCUAUACCCCUUCAGCAGCACCCACAGCAGUUCAGCAGGCCCCACCUCCUGCCAACCGCCAGAUCUCCACAUACAUCACAGUGCCCCCGUCCCCGCUGAUCCAGACCCUGGUGCAGGGGAACAUCCUGGUGAGCGAUGAUGUGCUCAUGUCCGCCAUGUCGGCCUUCACGUCCCUGGACCAGCCCAUGUCCCAGGGCCCCCCACCUGUGCAGAACAGCCUGAACAUGCAUUCUGCGCCCAGCUACCUCACCCAGCCUCCGCCACCUCCUCCGCCCCCUCCGCCACUGCCCCCACCCCCACCUCCCCAGCCCCCGCCACCCCCACCCCAGAGCCUAGGCCCCCCUGGGCGUCCCAACCCUGGCAGGAAUGGUGUGGUAGAGGUGUACAGUGCCACUGCGCCCCUGGCAGGAAGUGGAACGGUGGAGAUCCAGGCAUUGGGGAUGCAGCCCUACCCACCGCUGGAGGUGCCAAACCAGUGUGUGGAGGCUCCAGUGUAUGCCACCCCUCCAGUGUACAGCCCGGGCAAACAGGGAUUCAAACCGAAAGGACCAAACCCUGCUGCCCCCAUGACCAGCGCCACUGGUGGCACGGUGACCACCUUUGACUCUCCACCAACACUGAAGACCAGACGGGCCAAAGGUGGCAGUGGACUCCCAGAAGCUGCAGGAAAGCCAAAGGCUCAGAAACUCAAGUGCUCGUACUGCGACAAGUCGUUCACCAAAAACUUUGACCUACAGCAGCAUAUCCGAAGCCACACUGGUGAGAAGCCCUUCCAGUGCAUUGCGUGUGGCCGUGCCUUUGCCCAGAAAUCUAAUGUCAAGAAACACAUGCAGACCCACAAGGUGUGGCCCCCAGGGCGCAGCGGCGGCACUGUCUCUCGGAACUCUGUGACCGUGCAAGUCAUGGCCCUGAACCCCAACAGGCAGGAGGACGAGGAAAGCACAGGGUUGGGCCAGACCCUGUCAAGCACCCCUCAGGCCCAGGCCUUGCCCACAGCAGGUGAGGAUGAGGGGGACAAGCUGGAGACCAAGCAGGUGGUCCUCAUUGAUAGCUCCUAUCUGUGCCAGUUCUGCCCCAGCAAGUUCAGCACCUACUUCCAACUCAAGUCUCACAUGACCCAGCAUAAAAACGAGCAGGUAUACAAAUGUGUAGUCAAAAGCUGUGCCCAGACGUUCGCAAAGCUCGACACGUUCCUGGAACACAUCAAGAGCCACCAGGAGGAGCUGAGCUACCGCUGCCAUCUCUGUGGCAAGGACUUCCCCUCGCUGUACGACCUGGGUGUCCAUCAGUACUCCCACAGCCUGCUGCCACAGCACAGCCCCAAGAAGGACAGCGCCAUCUACAAGUGUGUCAAAUGUGUCAACAAAUACUCCACCCCUGAGGCCCUGGAGCACCACCUGCAGACUGCCACUCACAACUUCCCUUGCCCGCACUGCCAGAAGGUGUUUCCUUGCGAACGCUACCUGCGGCGUCACCUGCCCACCCAUGGCAGCGGGGGCAGGUUCAAGUGCCAGGUAUGCAAGAAGUUUUUCCGGCGGGAGCACUACCUCAAGCUACAUGCCCAUAUCCAUUCAGGUGAGAAGCCCUACAAAUGCUCAGUGUGUGAGUCUGCAUUUAACCGCAAGGACAAACUGAAGAGACACAUGUUGAUCCAUGAGCCAUUCAAGAAAUAUAAAUGCCCCUUCUCGACACACACGGGAUGCAGUAAGGAGUUCAACCGGCCAGACAAGCUGAAGGCCCACAUUCUCUCUCACUCUGGGAUGAAGCUCCACAAGUGUGCCCUGUGCAGCAAGUCCUUCAGCCGCCGGGCCCACCUGGCCGAGCACCAGCGUGCCCACACUGGCAACUACAAGUUCCGCUGUGCUGGCUGCGCCAAGGGCUUUUCCCGCCACAAGUACCUCAAGGAUCACCGCUGCCGCCUCGGCCCCCAAAAGGACAAGGACCUGCAAGCCCGGCGGCCCCCUCGGAGGAGGGCAGCCCCCCGCAGUGGCAGCAGUGGCGGGCGCAAGAUGGAAACGCCCUUGCCUGAUCCGCUGGGGCUGGAGGAGCUGAAGGACACAGGGGCUGCGGCAGUGCCUGAGGCCACCCCAGGCAAGCCACCCUUUGCCGAGCCGGAUGCCGUGCUGUCCAUCAUGGUGGGUGGCGCGGUGGGCGGGGAGCCUGAGCUGGUGGUACCCGGGCAUACCGAGGGGCUGGGCUCCAACCUGGCACUUGCAGAGCUGCAGGCGGGGCCUGAGGGCCCGUGUGCCAUGCUGGCGGUACCCGUCUAUAUCCAGGCCUCGGAGUAAUGGACCCAUGAUUUUGCUCCCACACACUGGCCUGGCGUUCCUGUUGGGCCCGAGGCCUCUGGGGCCGACUAGAGACUCUUCCCAAUGGAAGCGAGCCUUCAGCAGAAAUCCUUUUGGAAUGUCCUUUAUAAGCCCUGACUCGUGGCUGCCCUUCUGUGUCCCCUGUCCUGCAGGAGAGCCCUGCAGCAUUCUGGGAUUUGGGGUGGGGCUACUUAUAAGGGCGAUGGUAAGAGAUGGCCGGAGGCUGAUCAGCUCAGGGUCUGGUUCAUCAGGCUGGUGGUUGGCGGCCUAAGAGAAGACAGGACCGUCUUUCCCACUGGGCUGACUCAGUGGCCUCUUGUCAGUCUGUUUUUCCGGAGGCCUGACGUGGUCAGAGCCCUUAUGUUUGGGACCUUUUUAUAUAUGGUUCUUCACGGCAUCCUCAAGACAACUGUGAUGUAAGCGUUUAGGAGGCAUUCAAGUGUUGUGGUUAAGAGUGCAAGUAGCAGCCACACCUGACUUCAAAUCCAAGUGCUGCCACUCACCUGCUGUGUGACCUUGAGCAAGUCACUUAACUUCUGAGUCUCCUGUUCCUCGUCUGUGCAAUGGGGCUUAUAAUAGUACUACCUCAUAGGAUUUUCAUGGAGAUCCAGAAUGAUGAAAUGUGUAAAGAGUUUGGUAUGGUGCCUGACGCUGGGAAAGUGCUCAAUAAAUGUGUUUAUCACAAUCGAGUGUCCCAGUGGUUCAGGCCCAAGCCUUGGCAGUUUCUUUCUUAGCCUCUAGGUGGCAGCACUCUCCCCUCCAAAGCUUUGGGGGGAGAGGGAGGGGGAGGGGAGUGGGGGUCCCCAGGGCCCCUCACACACUUCUGAUUCCUCUGUCUUGGCUCCCUGCAUUAGAAACGAGCCGGUUUGGUGCUCCCAGAACAGGGUUAUUAUAGAACAUGGUCCCGGGAAAUCCGGAGAAGGGGGCAUAUACUCGCUUUUGAAAAUUCACGAUCCUAGGCCUAACUUCAGGAAAUUCCCAGAGUCGGAAGUUCAUCUGGAGCAGACUUCAAAAAAAAAAAAAGAUGGCCAUAAUUCCCCCUCUUCCAGCACUCCCCGUUUGGAGCGGUGCAAUGGUUAGGGCACCCCCCCCCCACCGCCCACUAGUCCACGGGGCGGAGCAAACCAGGCUUCAAGGGAGGCUGGAAGGGAGAAAGGGGCCUUGACAAUGUUUCCUCAUUCAUCUUCACAACCACCCUUCUGAGGCAGACUGCCUCAGUUACGGGAGAGGAAACGACAGGCUUGGAGAGGGAGUGGGACAGGACAUAGCAGAGCUAUCUGAUUCCAUUUGAUGACUGAGUCCUAGAAGCUGGCAUGUCCCUCAGAUCUCUGUGUUGGGGCCCAGGGCUGGAGCUCAGAGCCAAGCUCAACUUCCCCACCUCCUCAGAAAGGGUGUGUUGCAGUGGGAGGGACAAGCGAGGCAUUGACUCACAGCUGGUGAGGGUAAGGGCUGUUAGUGGACCCAGCCCUCAAAAAGGCCUCAGGAGGCGCUGGUGGGAGACAGGAAGACUCCUCAGAAGAGACAUUUGACCUGGGCCCCCACACAGAGCACUCUGAUGAAUAGAUAAAAACCAAACCAAAAAAAAAAAAAAGUUAAGUCCAACUCAUGGCAGGUAGAGUACAACUGCUCCAUCAGGUUUUCACAGCUGUGACCUUUUGGAAGCAGAUCGCCAGCUCUUUCCUCCCAGGAGCCUCUGGGGGUGGGUUCUCACUGCCAACCUUUCAGUUAGUUGUUGACUGUUUAAUCAUUCGUGCCACCCUGGGAUUCCAAUGGCUAGAUACGGGGAGGCAUUCCAGGUAAGAGAGCAAGGCACAAGCAAAUGCUCCUUGAGGCGUGACAUGUAGGGCCUGUUAUGUUCUGCUUCGAACGGUCCAGGGUGCCCAGAGAGUUGGAGAAACGAGUGGAUGAUAAUGAUUAUUCUCUAAUCUUCAAGUCUCAUCUCAUGGUGGACCUGGACCCAGUGCUAAGCCUUUUACAUCACCUCAGCCCAGUCUGGUGAGUACUGUUAUUUUCCUUAUUUUACAGAUACAGGAACGGAGACACAGAGAUGCCAAGUUCCUGGCCCAAGCCAACACAGCUAAUAAGUGGUAGAGCUGGGAUUGGAGCCAGGGCAUCCUGCUUCCAUGUCCUUUUAGUCUCUUCGCUGUAUUGAAAUGUGGACUGAUGUCGAAUCAGAGAGUCUUAGAUACUGGGUGAAGGAAUUCUCCACAGAAUGGAGGAGUCAUGGAAGCCAUUAAGCAUUUUUUAAAUUGCAACAAGGACAUUAAAGGAAAUGUUAAAAACCACAUCUCAGCCUCACACCAUACACAAAAACGAAUUCAAAAUGGAUUAAGGACCUAAAUGUGCAAACUAAAACCAUAAAUUCUUAGAAGAAAAUGUAGGAGAAGGGCUAUUGGGCCUGGCUGUUAACAGUGGGUUACCUAAAAUAAUAACAAAAGCACAAACAUCGAAAGACAAAAUAAAUAAAUGGGACCUCAUAAAAUUAAAAACCUUUGUUUAUCAAAGGACUUUACCAAAAAAGAGAAAAGACAAGCUACCAACUGGGAAAAUAUCUUUGGAAACCAUAUAUCUGAUAAGAAUUUCAUAACUAAAAUGUACAUAAAACUUCAACAACUUAACAAAAAGACAACCCAAUCAUAAAAUGGGCAAAGAACUUUGUCUUAGUUAUCUUGUGCUGCUGUAACAGAAAUACCACAAGUGCGUGGCUUUAACAAACAUUUAUUUUCUCUCUGUUUAGGAGGCUAGAAGUGCUAAUUCAGGGUGCGGGCCUUAAGGGAAGGGUUUUUCUUUCUGUCUGCUCUGGGAAAGAUCCUUGUUUCUUGGGCCCUCGAUGCUCUUCAUGUGGCUUGGCAUCUAUCUUCCCCCAUUUCUGCUUGCUGAAUCUGCCCUUUUUAUAUCUCAAAAUAGAUUAACUCAAGAUACACCCUACCCUAAUGUUACGGUUGUUGUUAGGUGCUGUCGAGUCGCUUCUGACUCAUAGUGACCCCAUGCACAACAGAACAAAACACUGCCUGGUCCUGUACCAUCCUCACAAUCAUUGUUAUGCUUGAACCCAUUGUUGCAGCCAGUGUCAAUCUGUCUUGUUGAGGGUCUUCCUCUUUUUCGCUGCCCCUCUACUCUGCCAAGCAUGAUAUCCGUCUCCAGGAACUGGUCCCUCCUCAUAACAUGUCCGAAGUAUGUGAGACGAAGUCUUUCCAUCCUUGCUUCUAAGGAGCAUUCUGGCUGUACUCCCAAGACAGAUUUGUUCGUUUUUCUGGCAAUCUAUGGUAUAUUCAGUAUUCUUCACCAAUACCAUAAUUCAAAGGUAUGGGUUCUUCUUCAGUCUUAUUCAUUGUCCAGCUUUCGCUUGCGUAUGAGACAAUUGAAAACACCAUGGCUUGGGUCAGGCGCACCUUAGUCCUAAAAGUGAGAUCUUUGAUUUUUAACACUUUAAAGAAAUCUUUGGCAACAGAUUUGCCCAAUGCAAUGCGUCAUUUGAUUCCUUGACUGCUGAUUCCAUGGGCGUUGAUUGUGGGUUCAAGUAAAAUGAAAUCCUUGACAACUUCAGUCUUUUCUCCAUUUAUCAUGUUGUUGCUUAUUGAUCCAGUUGUGAGGAUUUUUGUUUCGUGUUGAGGCAUAAUCCAUACUGAAGGCUGUAGUCUUUAAUCUUCACCAGUAAGUGCUUCAAGUCCUCUUCACUUUGGCAACCAAGGUUAUAUCAUCUGCGUAUUGCAGGUUGUCAAUGAGUCUUCCUCCAAUCCUGAUACCUCGUUCUUCUGCAUAUAGACCAGCUUCUCGGAUUACUGAAAAGCAGUUGCAGCAGUACUCUGAUACGACCUCGUUAACAUAACAAAGAAAACUCAUUCCCUAAGGGGUUAUGAUUUUCAAUGUAUGUUUUUGAGGAACACAAUCCAAUCCAUAAGAGACUUGAAUAGAUGUUUGUUUCAUCAAAGAGCCAAAGAGGACAUACAAAUGGCCACCAAACACAUGAAAAGAUAUUCAAUGAAGAUUAGACAGGAACCUUAGGGGGCAGUGAGUUUAUGUUAAUGGGGGAGGAACAACUCAGAAAAGGAGGGUAAGAGUGGUUGCACAACUUGAAUGUGAUCAAUGUCACUGAAUUGACAUGCAGAAAUGGUUGAACUGGUGUAUGUUUUGCUGUGUAUAUUCUCAGCAGGGAAACCGUGGUGGCGUAGUGGUUAAGAGUUCCGCUGCUAAGCAAAAGGUUGGCAGUUCAAAUCUACCAGGCUCUCCUUGGAAACCCUAUGGGGCAGUUCUACUCUGUCCUAUAGGGUUUCUAUGAGUUGGAGUCGACUCGACACCAGUGGGUUUGGUUUUUUGGUUUAUCCUCAGCAGCAACAACAACAAAAGAUGCUCAGUGUCACCAGCCACCAGAGAGGUGCAAAUCAAAACAACAAUAAGAUAUCAUUUCACUCGCACUAGGAUGGCUAAAAUUAAAAAAAAAUAAUAACAAAUAUUGGCAAGGAUAUGGGGAAAUUGGAACUCUUAUCCAUUGCUGGUGGAAUGCAAAAUGGCACAGCUGUUGUGGAAAACAGGUUCCUCAAAAAACUAAAAAUAGAAUUACCAUACAACCCAGCAAUUCCGCUUCUAGGUAUAUACUUGAAGACUUGAAAGCAGAGACUCAAACAAACACUUGUACACCAAUGUUCAUUGCAGCACUAUUCACAAUAGUUAGUGGUUGCCAGAGGCAGGAGGGACAGGGCAAGGGGGAGUUAUUACUUAUGGAGUACUGAGAUUCGGUUUACAGUGAUGGAAAAAUCGCAUUGAUUAAGGGUAGGGUUGCACAGUCAAAUAUUGUGAUUACUGUCAGUAAGUUGUAGACCUAUAAAAAAUUGGCAAAAGUUGUGUGAUAGGUAUAUUUACAAAAAUGAUAAAAAAAAAAAAAAAAAAAAAGACAGCUGCUGAGGCUGCUUAUGUACAACCAAACACCUCGUGGGAUUUGGUUCCUUGGUUUGAAGGUUUAGGGUCAUGGUUUCAUGAGACAUCCCAGUUAAUUGGCCUAAUAAAGUGUUAGUGCUUCUGUUCUACCUUCUAGUUUGUUGCUUAGUUCUUGCAGUCUUAAAAAGUUUUCAAGUGGCCAUCCAAGGCACAACAAUUGGUCUUUAUUAACCUGGAACAGAGGAAGAAGGAGAGUCAGGAAUAGGAAGAGGGAAUGGAUGCGCAGCUAAUUACCUCCUUGAACAUCUGCCUCCUUUGCCCUGAGACCAGAAGAACUAGAUGUUGCCCAGCUACCAUUACUGAACAUUUUGAUCAAAGAUUCUAUAGAAGAAUCCUGCUGAAAAGCGGAAAUGUGCAGAACAGAAUGUCAAAUUCUCAUGAAAUUCUGCAUUUCUGGAGCCAUGGAGGCUGGUUGAAUCCCUGAAUCUACUGCCCUGAGAUAAUCUUUAAACCUUAAACCAAAAAUAUCCCCUGAAGUCUUCUUAAAACCAAACAGUAGUUUAGCUUAACUAGUAAAGAAUGCCUGCCUUGAGCAUUAUACUCUUGUAAGACUUAUCUAUAUGGGAUCAAAUUGACAGCAACAACUCUACAGAUUAGAAUCUUAGGGGGCAGUGAGUUUAUGUUAAUGGGGGAGAAACAAUUCAGAAAAGAAGAGUGAAAAUUGUUGCACAACUUGAGCAAUGUGAUCAAUGUCACUGAACUGUACAUGUAGAAACUGUGGAAUUGGUAUAUGUUCUGCUGUGUAUAUUCUGAACAACAAAAAUAAAUUAUAUUAAAAAAAACACAUCUCAAUCCCAAAACAACUAUUUCAGUCAUAUAUCUGUCUCUUCUUGCUGUCACUGGGCACAUGCAUAUGCAUUUACCAAUAAUCAUGAGAACUAACAUUUAUUAGGCACCUGUUGCAUGCCCUGGCACAGUCCUAAGCACUUUGAGGGAGGUGCUGUUGUUAUUCAAGAUGAGGGAACAGGCACAGUGAAGUGAAGCAGCCCAAAGUUAUCACACUGCGGGUAAGUGGCAGCACCUGGCCACAGAACCAUGACCGUAGCAAGAUCAAGACCAGUGUUUAAAACAUGUGGAGUUGGAUCGGAAGGGAGGAGGCCAGACAAUAUUGGGAUAGGAGAUGCUGAGGCCUGAGCUGGGGCUUUUUCCUAGUUGAACCCCUCCAGAGACGGAUAGGGUUAACUGUGCUGGCAGAACAAAAGAGCUCUUAAAAGAUUACCAUCUAGAAGUUGGGUAAACAGGAGCCACACCCUGUCAACAUGAGAUAAAUUGAAACAGCCAGUGAAUUACUAUCUUAGUGUUUUUCCAGUCCCUUCCACCUUUACAGGCUCCCCUGUAAAGAACAAAGUGUGACUACUGUUUAACCUUCUUUAUCCCUCCAAAGAUGGCGAUAUAGUGCCAAAGAUAAGUGUGCUUGUGCUAUAUCCCAUAAUAAGUGAUGCCAAGGGCUGCCGAGAGGACUCCAUCUUGAAUAUCAGCGGGUUCCAUCUUGGAUUCCAGAUGCGUGUGCAAUCUGAUUAACAUGCACUUGCACGGCCAUUCUGAGAAGUACCCACCCCUUGAAAAAAACCCACUAAAUAUUGAUUACUCUGUUGUCUCCACUGAACCCAUAUAAGCCCUCGCCUUGCUUCCCUUUUCAAGUCAGCCUUUUGGAGAGGCUUAGUCCCCCACUGACUCCUUUUACUUGACUCAAGCAAAAUAAAGCUUAUUGAAGAUAAAAUUUGUCUUUCUCUUGUAUUCUUACUCGGGAAAAGACAGGGACAGGGACGUUUCGUGUCAGAUUGGCGAUUGGUAACACUCCUAGAUCAGCAGAUGGGGAAUACCUCGUCCAAGGGUGACACAGACACAAGGGACCCUUUACCAAGGUUCUGGAGGCCCUGAUAAAGCCCUGAGAUGCUAGACAGCGUGUAGCACAAAGAAGGGCUGGCCUGAACAUCCAGGCUCCCAUUCUACCCCUGGAAAAAUCACAGGCUUUGGCAUCAGGCAGAUCUGGGUUUGAAUCCUGGCUCUGCCCCAUCUCAGCUGUGUUACUGGGCAAAUCACUUCCCCUUUCUGAACCUCAAUUUUCUCAUAUGUCAAAUGGGGCCAAUAAUAGUACCUAUCUGAUGAAGUUGUUUUGACAAUUCAGGGAGAUAAUUCAGGUAAAGCAGAGGUCACACAUUGAAUCUAGCCUACAGAAAGACUUCCUUUGGCUUUCACAAUGCUUGAAAAAUAUCAUCUAACAUUUAAAAAUAACACAAAAGUCUACAGCGAUGGUGAAAAGCAAAAAUUCCUUCUAGUUGUCAGGGACAAGACAGGGAGACUUGUUAUCAUGGCUCCAACAUUAUGCUGGAGACCUAGGUAGAGCAAUAAUGCAAGAAAAACAAGUGGCAAGAGGAUCAUAACAGAUUAAAUAAUAGCAACGAUGCUGGAUUCAAGAUAAAUGUAUAAAAGUCUACUGUGUUCCUAUACUCCAGAAGCAGUUAGGGAAUGUAACGAGAAACUGGGAGAUUUCACAUAAAAAUCUGAAUUUCUGACUUCAGUUGAAAAAGGGGGUAUCUAGCACAGUGGGGCAGCAGUAGGUUGAGCUGUGCUAGGCCAGGUCCUUUAGAUGGACAUAGGCAUUCUGGAUGGUGGUAGUCCCUACUCUUCUCCACUGUCUCCCUGACAUUGCAGCGGAGUGUCAGUUGCUAUUCACUGUACUUAUGUUGGUUUAUUUUACAAUAGAGAAAUAUUUCUAAUUUCCCAUGUGUUAUGGAUUGAACUGUGUCCCCCUAAAAUAUAUGUUGUAAAUCCUAACCUCUAUGCCUGUGGUUAUAAUCCCAUUUGGACUGAGUUGUCUUUGUUAAUGAGACAGGAGUAGUGUAGGGUGUGUCGAGUCAAUCUCUUUUGAGAUUGAUAAGAGUUAAACACAAGCUAGCAAGGAUAGAUGGGGAAGAACAGAACAGAUGCCCAAGAACAGAAGCUCAGAAGAAAUAAGGACCUUCCUCCAGAGCUAACACAGAGAGAAAGCCUUCCCCCUAGCCUUCUGAACUGUGAGAAAAUAUAUUUCUGUUUGUUAAAGCCACUCAUGGUAUUUCUGUUAUAGCAGCACUAGAUAACUAAGACACUAUGUCUAUCAAAAGUGGGAAAACAAGAUGGCCAGCAAGGGCCACGUGAUUUUUCAUGUUCCUGGCCCACUUUACUCAUCCAACUUGGUGUCUGGACCCUGGGUGUUUGACUUCAGGAACCCUGUAAAUACUGUUUCCUUUCCUUCCAGUCCUCAGUCUGUUUCUAAGCUAGCUGGCCUCCGUUUCCUUAUCAGCAAAUGAGGAAAGUUGAGUCAUGGCUAACUUUAUUAAGUGCCUACUACGUGCUGAGCCCUAUGACCUAUGCUUUAUUACAUGUCAUUCAAUCUUCAAGACAACCUUAGAGGCAAGUGCUUUCUUUUAUCAUGCUUAUUUUACAGAUGGGGAAACCAAGUCUCAAAGAGAUGAAGUGACCUGCCCAAGGACUCACAGCUAGAAUAUAUGGAGCUCACAUUCAAACUCAGGACUGACAGAGUCCAAAGCUCAUGCUUUGCCUUAAACCAAACCAAAACCCAAACUCAUCGCCGUCCAGUCGAUUCUAUCCCAUGGCUUUGUGUUAGGAUCUCUGGAACUCUGGCUAGCUCCAAUUGGCCGGGAUUUCAUUUGGAGCCAUUUCUCCCAGGCUCCGAUCACUGUUCUUCUUCUCACUCAACACCAUUCUGGUCCAGGCCACCACCCUCUCUUGCAUGGACGACUGCAUCAACCUUCUCUCUGGUCUCCCCGCUUUCUCCCUUCGCCCACCAUGGUCCAUUCUCUUGACAGUGGUUAAGGGAUCUUUCUAGAGCCCAUAUCAGAUC